AUGUCAACAAGUCAAUCGAUCAAAGUAAAUGAUGAAAUUAAUAAUAUAACAUCCAGGAAGAAAGGGAGCAAUAAAACCAAGUCAAAGGAUGGAGUUACUGAAAGUACAAGUGAUGAUAUUCAUCUACCAGUAACAGAAAUUCAUUUGAAAUCCCAUGAAUGGUUUGGCGAUUUCAUCACGAAACAUGAAAUACCACGUAAGGUGUUCCAUUCUUCGAUAGGGUUUAUUACAUUAUAUUUAUACACUCAGGGGAUAGAUUAUAGAUCUGUUGCAACACCUCUAAUAAUAGCUUUCGUGAAUAUAUUUAUAUUAGACCUGAUCAGAUUACGUUGGUCGUUUUUUAACAAACUUUACUGCCGUUGUGUUGGUGCAUUAAUGAGAAAGAAAGAAAUACAUACAUACAAUGGUGUAUUAUGGUAUCUGUUAGGUUUAAUAUUUUCUUUUUCUUUCUUUUCCAAAGAUGUCUGUUUGAUUUCUCUAUUUUUGUUAAGUUGGUCAGAUACUGCUGCUUCUACAUUUGGUAGAAAAUAUGGACAUCUAACACCAAAGAUUGCAAGAAAUAAAUCCUUGGCAGGUUCUUUGGCUGCAUUUACUGUUGGUUUAUUGACCUGUUUGGUAUUUUAUGGAUAUUUUGUUCCUCAUUACAACUAUUUAAAUAAAGAGGGUGAAAUUAUGUGGUCCCCAGAGAGCAGUAGAUUAGGGCUAAUGAAUUUGUCAUGGUUAGGAGGUUUAGUUGCUGCAUUAAGUGAAGGCAUUGAUAUAUUCAAUUGGGAUGACAAUUUUACCAUUCCUGUUUUAUCUUCGAUAUUUUUACAUAGUGUAAUCUACUUAUUUAGAAAAUAG
Messenger RNA from Maudiozyma barnettii, 843 nucleotides. It is a transcript of the gene DGK1, whose product is annotated as diacylglycerol kinase. Gene Ontology annotation, biological process: phosphatidic acid biosynthetic process. Bases 1 to 843 code for a protein of 280 amino acids. Gene Ontology annotation, molecular function: ATP-dependent diacylglycerol kinase activity. NCBI's taxonomy places the organism in Eukaryota, Fungi, Ascomycota, Saccharomycetes, Saccharomycetales, Saccharomycetaceae. Gene Ontology annotation, cellular component: endoplasmic reticulum membrane. The record is from RefSeq and is a predicted model, not a curated record. The transcript has a single exon.